CAUAAUUUGAGUGUGGCUGUCAGGGAGAGUACACUAAAGUGCAGCUCUCUGACAGGAUAGACAAUAUGGCCUUUUAACAAAUAUUCUUUUAGUUUUUAUUUUAUUUUUGCAAAACGGAGCCUCCUUAAAGCUUGCUAUAUGCGUUUUGUGCGUUCAUUACGCUUCACACUCAUUCAGCAAAUUUACUAAUUUUGUCACUGCUAGCUUGCUAAUUGGUUUUCCUGCUUGUCUAACCUAGUUCAAGGAUAUUUUGGUUCUAAAUCUAAUCAUUAUAAUUCGAUUAAUUCAUUUGGAUUUAGUUUGUAAGGAUGGAUUUCGAAAUCGCUGAUAGCAAUGACAGCCCUAUCACUCGCUGUACCAGAAGGCCCGACAGAAUCCCUGGACUUUCCUCGUUGUCGAUGCCGGACAAGACCUCGCCGUGUAUCAAGAAGAAUCUCUUCUCUUCUGCACCACCAGGUGUAUUGUCUCCCGUUACUAAUUUGGCCCUAAACAUGGACAAUCUCGUUGGACUUGGAAGCCAACAAUGUGAUACUCCCAAAAGGAAACCAAAUAUUCCCCUUCUGAAGAUUCCCUCCUUCGCAUCCGACUGCUCUUCUGAUGCUGGUCUUGGUAUGGAUUCUCCCUCCCCCAUGGACACUAUGAAUGUUGAUGAAACGUUUGAGAAGGCCAUUCUUCUCUCUGGAAGACCUGUGAAUGAUAAAAUGCCACUCAGAAGAAUCAACUCUCUACCGCUGCAACUGCUUGGCUUCAGCCCUGUUCUGAUGAGCCUGGGCCCAGACGGCUAUGGGACGCAGCCCCAUUACGGGGCCUUUGAAUGCCGCAGCUCAGCCGAGGACACGGUCGCCUCUCUGGGGCUCGGUAACAAGGAGAACCAGGAGAACUUUGAGUUCAAGAAGCCCACCAAGCCAGUGUCUCGUUGCCGCAUGCGCUCCUUUCAUACCAAGGGACGCGGGUGGGACAUUAAGGACUUUGCCCGCCGGCCAAACUCUGCCCCUGCACUCAUGCUGUCCCCACCUCCAUCCCAGUUCCUCAGCUCAUUGGACGACAGCCCCGAGCUCCUGCGUCGCUCCUCCCUCACCAGUUCCCUUAACGACGACGAUGACGACGGCUUCCUGGACGUCCUGGACGACUGUGCGAUUGAGUGUGACGUGCCCAUGGGGAUGGCCAGCCUGCUGACCGCUCCACUGGUUGGGGACAAGGCAGCUGGGCCGGACAGCUCGGAGGGUCGCUGUCGGCCGCGGGGUUUGUUCCGCUCCCCCUCCAUGCCCAUCCAUACGGGCCGUGCUCCUUUGAAGCGCCCAGAGUGCCCCCGGGACGAGAACACGCCAGUUCGGGUGAAGAGGCGCCGAAGCCUUGCCGGCACUCAGGUCACCACGGACCAGGAGGACUGUUCUCCCAGCAAGAUGGCCAGUUCAGAGCGCCACCUGCAGCGCUCCAAGUCCUUCUGCAACCCGUCUGAGAUUGAGAAGCUGCUUGACACCAGCCACGUGGGCCAAGAACAGGACCUGAUAGGGGACUUCACCAAAUGCUUCGUCCUACCCACCGUAGAGGGCAAACACCAGGACCUCAAAUACAUCACUCCUGAGAUGAUGGUCUCGGCUCUCAGCGGUCAGUUUGACCACCUGGUGGAGAGGGUCAUUGUCAUCGACUGCCGGUACCCGUACGAGUUUGAGGGGGGUCACAUCAAAGGAGCCCUCAACCUCCAUCAGGAGGAACAGUUGGAGGAGUACCUCCUCCGCACUCCCAUCACCCCCCUCUCCCCUGACCGCAGGAUCCUCCUGGUCUUCCACUGCGAGUUCUCCUCUGAGCGGGGUCCCCGGAUGUGUCGCUUUGUACGGGAGAAGGACCGGACAAUGAACGAGUAUCCUAAACUACAUUACCCAGAACUCUACAUCCUCAGGGGCGGUUACAAGGAGUUCUUCCCCCACUUCCAGAUGCAGUGUGAACCCCAAGCGUACCGACCCAUGCAUCACGAGGACUUCAAGGAUGACCUGAGGAGGUUCCGGCUGAAGAGCCGGACGUGGGCCGGGGAGCGGAGCAAGAGAGACCUGUACAGCCGCCUGAAGAAGCUUUAACCCCCUGCCCCUGUACACUGCCUCUCCUGCACCCCCCUCCCCAUCACAGACCUGGGUUAACAAGCAAUCAAAACAUUUUAAUUGGUCUCAUUCUGGAGGAUCCCUCCCGGUUUUGUUCUGUUAGACAAAAGGUAUUCCGCCUAUUACCACUAGACCCCCCCCCCCCCCCCAUGUCUACACACCAUCUGGGAACUGGGGUGCUGAUCUGGAUCUGCUUUGUCCUCCAUCAGCACCCUGAUGUAGAUGCUCUGUUGAUGUGGACCCCCUCCACCCAUUACAACCCCACAGGCAUCCACUCUCCAGGGGCCACUUAAAAGGGUUUCGAUCUGGAUUUUCGCUCUCUGAUUUUUCUGUUUUGUUCAGCCUGUCUAUGUAUUACAUCCUAUCAGAGGGGUGAAUUCUAGGUAAAUACCUUUUUAGUGUCUAGACCGUACUUCUGUUGCGGUCUAGACAGUUUUUUUCGGUGGGGGGGGGCAUCCCAGCCUGUUUAGGAUCAGAGGGCGACUGGAGAUGUGGAGAGCUCACUGCUUCACUGGAACGAUUCCAUUUCCAGUGAUGUCCUGCUCGUGAAGGGUCAUUUAAAACCACUUGAUGUGGACCAAGCUGUGCUUGACCACUGGGUUCAGUAGAACACUGCCAGGGCUGUAUCGUGUCCAUGUCCUAUUGGAGUCCUGUGUGUCAGCACCAUGUUAUGCACUUAACUUAAUACCUUUUUGUUUUUCUGUAGAUGGCAGUGUUGCUUUUCUUUUCCUAUAUAGUUUGCUUUUGGUUUUUAAUUCUGUGUUUUUGUUUUAGAAGUUGAGUUUUGUUGCAAGCCUCUCCCUAGGACACAAAUGCCUGUGAGAACCACGGCACAUGCCUAGUUGUACAGUUUGAUGCUUUUGUGAGUCAGGAUGAUUAAUAUGUAUACAGUUUGUAGAGGUUGUCAUAUUGAUAAUCAAAUAUUGUUUUUGAUCGCCUGCAUUUGAUCCGGCGGUCUUCCAUCCCUGUGUUCAUUGUGACACGUCCCAGUGCUGCUGGUCAGCUAGUUGUCUGUGGGAUGUUCCCAAUAGAACCCUGUUUGCUACUUUGUGCCCUACUUUUGACGAGUGUCUCAUGCGCCCUGGUCUGAAGUAGUGCGCGGGGAAAGUGAAUGGGGGUGGCGAUAAUUUGGGAUGAAGUUCACCUCUGUCCUACUGUUUAACUGUUGUUUACUUGGUGUGUUAUGGAGGUGCUGUUUUGGUGUGAGCGGUGUCUUUGUACUGAAGGGGGAGUUGCUGAAAUAAAAAUCUCAAUGUAAUGCUG
Molecule: messenger RNA, 3359 nt
Organism: Esox lucius (northern pike)
Lineage: Eukaryota; Metazoa; Chordata; Actinopteri; Esociformes; Esocidae
Gene: cdc25b
Product: cell division cycle 25B
Exons: 10
Coding region: 309-2075 (588 amino acids)
Biological process (GO): positive regulation of G2/M transition of mitotic cell cycle; protein dephosphorylation; positive regulation of G2/MI transition of meiotic cell cycle
Cellular component (GO): cytoplasm; nucleus
Molecular function (GO): protein tyrosine phosphatase activity
Source: RefSeq, a predicted model, not a curated record